Suricata suricatta (meerkat) is the source of this 2364-nucleotide messenger RNA. RefSeq names its product basic helix-loop-helix family member e23 (gene BHLHE23). Bases 1 to 660 code for a protein of 219 amino acids. The record is from RefSeq and is a predicted model, not a curated record. Gene Ontology annotation, molecular function: protein dimerization activity. The transcript is spliced from 2 exons. Lineage: Eukaryota; Metazoa; Chordata; Mammalia; Carnivora; Herpestidae.
AUGUCGCCUCCCUGCCUGUCACCACCGGGCGGGCGGCCGGAGGGAGCCGUGUGCAAACUCGGUUACACUCGGCGAGGGCGCCUGCCCGGCUGCGCCCCAGGACCUCGGAGGAGGCCCCGGGCCAGCGCUGCGCGCUCCCCGCUCCGGCCCCUCGGCGCGGCUGGAGCACCUCCCGCCGGAGGAACAGACUCAGACGCGGGCGACGUGCGGCGGGAGCCCCCGCAGCGCCCGGGGUGGCGGAAGGACACGGGGGACGCGCGGCGGCGGCCCCGGGAGCAGCGCUCGCUGCGGCUGAGCAUCAACGCGCGCGAGCGGCGGCGGAUGCACGACCUGAACGACGCGCUGGACGGGCUGCGCGCCGUCAUCCCCUACGCGCACAGCCCGUCGGUGCGCAAGCUCUCCAAGAUCGCCACGCUGCUGCUGGCCAAGAACUACAUCCUCAUGCAGGCACAGGCCCUGGACGAGAUGCGGCGCCUCGUGGCCUACCUCAACCAGGGCCAGGGCUUGACGGGCCCCGUGGCCGCUGCGCCCCUGGCGCCCUUCGGCCAAGCCGCCGUGUACCCCUUCUCCGCCGGCGCCCCGCUGCCCUGCCCGGACAAGUGCACCGCCUUCUCCGGGACGCCCUCCGCGCUUUGCAAACACUGUAACGAGAAGCCGUGAGGGCCCCAGGCCGCCCCUCCUCCCGCAGCCUCUCGAAAUCUACAUUGCCCCUGCGACCACGUCACCCUACCCCGACCGGCCCCGCCCACCUGGAGAAGGCACCCCAAGUGUAGGGCCGCGGGAAGCUCAGAGCACGUCUGGGCACAGUAUUGAGCCUGAGAGCAGGGGGCACCGGAAUCCGCGCCCCGGAGCCCUCAGGGCGCCCAUCGGGCAGUCUCCGGACUUGCCGCGCUCCAAGCCCUGGAAGGGACCUCGGACCUACCCUGCUUGUCCGGGCACCGCCGCGCACCCUGAAAAGAAAACCAGGACUCCAGCUGGAGCGGGAACCCGCGGCGUGACCCCGGGGGAGCGGUCCCGCUUGGCGCCAGCCCAGGUCUCACGGAGCACAGGGACCCAGCUUACCCCAGCUGGGCGGCUGGGGCGGGCCCUCCGCCCAAGGGGUCUGCUCUCGCCAGACUGUGGGGCUCGCUCCUCCGGGUGUUUCCCCCAGACCCAGCGCCUGCGCAGGGGACCUUGCGUCUCUGAGGCUCCACGACCCCCACGCCACUGCGGCCGAGCAGCCCCUUACCCCUACCCAGCCGGCAACUGCUUCAAAAGAGCCACAGUAAGACCCCGGGCCAGCAGCUUCCGGGCUCCCUCGAGUCUGAGUGUGUUAUGUUUAGUUCUCUGUUCACAUCUAGAGGUGAGCCCACGCCGACACUGGCCGUCUCCACGUCUGCGGAAUGUGUGCCCCACACAGCCCCUGGGCUCCUCAGCCGCCGCAGCUCUGCCAGAUCGUCCCCGCUGGGGUGUGGCCAGCGUGGAGCUGGAUGGAGGCGCUGGGCACCCCUGCUGACAGGCAGCCGUGUGCCCACGACCACACUUGGCCUGGGGUGUCAGGGAAGGGCCCAGCCCAGCUCCGGUGACUGGAGACGGGCAAAGCCCCCUCGCACCGACCCCCACACGUUUCCAGGGGAGGAGGCCCCACCAUGGGUGAGUAGGCUGGUGCCAGGGGCUGCACCCGACCUGUGGAGAGAUGUGGGGGGCCUGUCUCUUUGAUGUCAGGGGCACAGCGCAGAAUUCCGCCACCACAGGAGUCCCCGCACCCCGCAGAGCCGGCGGCCACCCUGAGGUCCCGGCUGUCCGGUCCCAUUUCACCCCAGCCUCUCCGCUGCAGAAUCCAGCUUUAUUAACCCAAUUUCCUUGGCUGUCCUUAAUGCUAUGCUAAUGAGGUGAGGACUCGGCCCUACAAAGCGGCCUGUCUGAAGGAUUUAACUUUAAUUAAUACAUUUCAAAAGGCCCUUUUGUAUUUGCAAAAUGAAGUGUGUGAUUAAGCCUUAUUCAUAAAGACAUAUGUUUAAUACUGAUUUUUGCUAAUUUCCAUAUUUAUUUCCUCACUGUCUUUUUUUCCCCCUAACACACUACUUUGUCAGUUUUGCACGUUCCGAAAGGGGAGAUGUAGAAACUGUUUCCAACCGCUUUCAGGUCCGGAGCACAGGACAAGAGCAGCGGGAGCCACUCACUCCCCGGGUCACUUCAAAGGGAGCCCAAAUCAACUUUGUAAAUUACUUGUCCUCGUCUGAAAUAGAGAUGCUGACUCUGGUGAAAACCAGACACAUUCAGCACGACAUUUCUAUUCAGAAUAAAGUAUUUGAUUUCAAGAUUUUAAAAAAAUAACAUGAUUAAAUUUUAAUAUCAAAUUAAAGAUGUUCAUCUGUGACUGAA